This is a messenger RNA of Mesorhabditis spiculigera, 2073 nucleotides long. Lineage: Eukaryota; Metazoa; Nematoda; Chromadorea; Rhabditida; Rhabditidae. The record is from the annotation of a GenBank genome assembly.
AUGCUCCUGCGGAAUUGCGGCCGGGUCAGAGGAGCGAUAUUGCGCUCCUCUACGCGCUUUCAACACAAUCACCCGCAGCUUCCUUCUGUCACUACGCAUCGGGCUCAACUUCAAAACUUUGCACGCCAAGAUCCGAUCGUCCGAGAGAAUUGGCGAAAGAGGGCGGCCCUUCGACAGCCGACUUUGCAGUGUGACGAGCGCCCAACACCAAGACUUUUCUACGCACCAGAAUGGGAGCUGGAUAAACGUCACAGUCAAUUGGACGGCGAGCCCGACCCACUUCGCGAAUACGGCGUGACCCCGGAGAAAUGGGAAUACUACAACAAGGUUGUUUGGUCUCCGAACUAUGUGGUGAAUGAGACCGGGCUGCCGAAGGCCCCUGAAGUUUUCCACUCGCGACAAUCUAUUCACUUUUCGCCGAAGCGAAUGUGGCAAGCCUGCCAGCUUGUUUGGACGAUGAACGUUGAUGACGCUAUCCUACAAUUGAAGUUACAACAGCGAAAAGGAUGCCUAAUCCUUGCCGAGGUUCUAGAAGAAGCCAAGAAACGAGCCGCCGAAGAGUUUCAUAUUGAAUAUCCGUCGGAGAUGCACGUGGCGGAGGCAUUCCCUGUGCAAAGCAACAUCAUCAAGGGAGCGCGGCGGCAUGCCCGUGAAAACUGGCACACGGUUCGCCAUCGGUACAUUCACUUGUUUGUCCGUCUAGAAGCAGGUGAAGGGCCUGCAUUUCGCAAACGCGAGAAGCCAAAUGGAGGCUGGGAUCAUAUGCGGGAUUACUACUCGUAUUUAUCUGAUCGCUCCGUCAAGUAUGGUAUAGCACACACGCCAGCUAGGGAGUUAUCAUUCGUUGCGCAGCCGCAGACCGCAACUGCCGCCGCAUCUCUACCGGUGCAAGGAAAACAUGUGGUUGUAAAACCGACUACUGGGCUACUAGAAGAUCGACAGGAAUCACUAUCGCCUCCGAAGCCUUCGAAACCCGUUGAGACGCCGAAGGCUCCAGCUUCAGCGAGCGCUUUGGGCGGCGCUGCGACUGCGCAGCAAUUCUCGAACGAGAAUCCGAAAAUCGUUGAAGCGGAGACGGUCGUGUCGACUGAAGGCAAGCCGACUUUUGAACAGUCAUCUGAUGAUGGCAGCAAGGCUGAUGGCGAGAAGAAGGGCCACGAGGCAAAAGCUCGAAAACGGCGGGAGCGUAUGGCCAGGAACACCAAGUUGGGCAUGUUUGCCGUGUUCGGGACAGCUGCUGCUUAUUUUGCCGGAUUCUGUGUCUAUUAUGGGCGUAGUCAGCGUGACGAAGCUGGAAACAUUAUUGUCGACGAAUUCACGAAUGCUGGUGUAUUGGCGCCGUUCUAUCGCAUCGUCAAUAGUAUAAAAUUGUGGAAAGAUUACGUGGUGGAACCGGCCCGCGAGAAGCUGCUUCCUGAUCCGAUGCAAUACCCCUACAUCCAACCGAAGUACACUCUUGUGAUCGAGAUGAAGAAUGUAUUGGUCGCGCCUGAAUGGACGUACAAAACUGGCUAUAGGUUCAUCAAACGCCCAGCCCUCGACUAUUUCCUUGACAUAGUUGGAUAUCCGAACUUUGAGGUUGUCAUCUACACAAGUGAGAGCAACUUCACCGGGCCAGCCGUCGUUGAUGCUAUUGAUCCGAAGCAGCGAAUCAUGUUCAAGCUUUAUCGCGACUGCACGAAAUAUAUGAAUGGAGUGCACGUGAAGGAUCUGUCGAAGCUCAAUCGCGACCUCUCCAAAGUGAUCUACAUCGAUUUCGACCCGGCAUCAUUCCAACUCAACCCGGACAACGUCCUUCGCCUACCGAAAUGGGAUGGCGACAUGAAUGACACAGCGCUUCUAGAUUUGGCUGAAUUGCUGAAAACUAUCCAUCUCUCCGACGUGGAAGAUGUUCGUCCUACAUUGCAAUAUUAUUCUAGCUUCGAUAACCCCGCCACUGAGUUCCGAAGGCGAGCUAUGGCCUUAGCUGAACAGGAAGAAGAAAAGCGUCGAAAUUUGGAAAACAAGGAUGAAGGAAUCCUCAAGCGCUACUCUGGUCGUCUAUUCGGGUACCGCCGACACGAGUAUGCUAAA